Messenger RNA from Thunnus maccoyii (southern bluefin tuna), 4540 nucleotides. It is a transcript of the gene wnt9a, whose product is annotated as wingless-type MMTV integration site family, member 9A. Gene Ontology annotation, cellular component: extracellular region. Gene Ontology annotation, biological process: canonical Wnt signaling pathway; multicellular organism development; cell fate commitment. The coding region runs from base 54 to 1172 and encodes 372 amino acids. The record is from RefSeq and is a predicted model, not a curated record. Lineage: Eukaryota; Metazoa; Chordata; Actinopteri; Scombriformes; Scombridae. The transcript has 4 exons. Gene Ontology annotation, molecular function: cytokine activity; frizzled binding.
UUUACACAGCUACUCAGGAGAAACGAAAUGAUCUGCCCUGGAGCCGCAGCAAAAUGCUGGAUGGACACCUACUCCUGGGAUGGUUAUCGUUCACAGUUAUAGUGUAUCUUCUCAACUUGCCUGGACCGACCGCAGCAUAUUUCGGGUUGACAGGUAAUGAACCGUUGUCUAUCCUGCCACUGAACUCUCUACCAGAGGAGAACAUGGGCAGGGCCCACUACAAGCUGUGCGACCGGCUCAAACUGGAAAAGAAGCAGCGCAGGAUGUGCAGACGAGACCCGGGCGUAGCGGAGACCCUGAGAGAGGCCAUCACCAUGAGCGCCCUAGAAUGCCAGUAUCAAUUCCGCUUUGAGAGGUGGAACUGCACCUUAGAGGGGCGCCACCGAGCCAACAUACUAAAGAGAGGAUUUAAAGAGACAGCCUUCUUGUAUGCCAUCUCCUCGGCGGGCCUAACCCAUGCGAUGGCCAAAGCAUGCAGCGCAGGACGGAUGGAGCGCUGCACGUGUGAUGAAGCCCCGGACCUGGAGAACCGCAAGGCAUGGCAGUGGGGAGGCUGUGGAGACAACCUCAAAUACGCCAACAAGUUUGUUAAGGACUUCCUGGGCAAACGCUCCAACAAGGACCUCCGCGCACGCGUGGACAUGCACAAUACAAAUGUGGGCAUGAAGGUAAUCAAGGCCGGAGUGGAGACCACUUGCAAAUGCCACGGUGUCUCCGGCUCCUGCACUGUCCAGACCUGCUGGAGGCAGCUCCUGCCCUUCCACGAGAUCGGCAAGCAGCUGAAGCAGCGCUACGAGACCUCCGUCAAGGUCGGAAGCUCCACCAACGAGGCCACAGGGGAGGGAGAAAUCUCCACAGGCCGCAACCAGCAGCAGCAACAGCAGCCGCAGCAGCAGCCCCUGCCUGGCCUGAAUGACCAGAUCCCCCGCACUAUGGACUUGCUCCACAUCGAGGACUCACCCAGUUUCUGUAGACCCAGCAAGUACUCGUUGGGCACUGCAGCCCGAAAGUGCUACAAGGACAAGAACUGCGAUGCUAUCUGCUGCGGGCGAGGCCAUAACACUCAAAGCCGGGAGGUGACCAGGCCUUGCCAGUGCCAAGUGCGCUGGUGCUGCUACGUCGAAUGCAAGCAUUGCACGCAGAGAGAGGAGGUCUAUACCUGCAAAGGGUAACCCAGUCACCUGUCAGCCCCUAUUUGGCCUACUGACCAGUGGAGCAAGUGAAAGAUGAGAGAGGAGUCGUCAGUUUGUUCUCCAACAAGGUUUUUCUCCUGCUGUCAGAACAGUGUUCUACAAACAAAGGAGAGCGAGCCAAUGGAGAGGCAAUAAGCACUUUGAGGGAUUUCUGUGGGUUGGGGUUCAGAGGUCCUGUUGGGUUUGCAGAAUUAAAAACCUUCUCAGACAACUGGGUCAACAUCUCAAGCUUUUUUUCACGGCGCUGCCUUGAAGAGAGAAGCUUCUACUUUCCUAAUUAAAAAAAAAAUGUCCAACUGCAUCUUUUCACAAGAAAACAGAGAUUAGUGUCCAGUUAAAAGCGGAUCCAAGACAAGGACAGUAACACCUACAGACUGGUUUUAGGGCCUUGCCCAAAGAAGAAUGGUGUGUGUGUGUUUGUGUUUGUAUUUGUCACUCUUUUCGUGUGUUUGUAUGUGAGCAUUUAGUAGAUAGCGAGGGGGAAAAGGGGGGUUUGAAUGACGACUUCUAUGGCAACGAAAACCAUAUUCAGAGACUGCUACAAAAAGACAGGGUGUAAGAAUUACUCUACACGCACAUAUUUACACUCACACACAUUGUGUGUUUGCAUAUGUAUGUAAAUAAAUUCAGUUAUAUUGUAAUGAUAUUAUACAAGCCACUUAUCUUACUAUGUUAAAAACAAACCACUAACCACACAAAUCUUUCGUUGUUUGUGUGCUCUCGCUUGUUUUUCUUCGUAAUUUUUGACAAGGCCCUUUGGAAAGCAGCACACUUGUGUCCGUCGUCUUGCUGUGGAUAAUUUAUAGAUCCUUUGGGACUACUCCUUCACAGGGAGAAAAAAAUCUCAAUUCUUUUAAAACUUUUUUUUUGUAAUAAUAUAAUAUGAAGCUUUUAGGCGAUGCAUUAACAGAAAAUAACUAAACCAGUCAGUUUAGGCUAUUCUCGGCCUUGAGCGUACCAGUGUUCAGGGAAUAACUUAAACCACUAUUACUAUUUGGAAAAAAUGGAGAGAAAUAGUGCAAAUGCGAAUGAUAUCCAAGUUGGAGAUGACAGUGGCCUUGUUAUUAUAGCCAACUUCAGUGCAACAGGUGAUCACUUGACCAGCAAACGGUCCACGUGUAACUCAGAUCAAAAAAUUGUGGAGCUCUCUGGAGCUUAAAUCUACUUAUUAGGAUUUUGUUUAACUUUGGCUACUUUGAAGUUGUAAAGAAAACUGUGGAGAACUGGAGGAAUGUAGCCCCCUACCAUUUCACAUCCUUCUUUCCUCUUCAGCUGCCACGAUUUGAUUGAGCCAUAUUCAACAUGUAGACAUGCAGCAUGUACAGUAGGAACCGCGUCAGUCCAAAAAGUAUGGGGCAAAAGAGACGGAAAUCUAACUUGACAUGUCUGCAGAAUUGCUCAAGUGAAGAUAAAUGCGCAAGCUUCAUAGCUAAUAUAUAUUUUAUAAGACUAAUAUUUGUGUCAUGUUUAGCAAAUCUGCUGUCUUCAUUCAGAAGACAGUGAAGUUUUUAUAAUGCAUUAGUUGAUUUUUCACGUUUUAUACUUGUUGCCUGGCACACAGUGACACAGUUAACAUAAAGCAGCAUAAUGAACCCUGCCAUGUAACUACAGUGACAGUUAAAGACCAUGAAGAUGACACACAAACAAUGCAGACAAGAAUUCAUUGUAUUCUCAGCACUUAGCUUCUGGGAACAUUAUGUUAUAAUUCAUAAGAUAUAGGACCUUAUAUGCCUUGUUUUAGAUGGGUGUGAAUUAACUACUGAGUGAGGGACCCAGCUUUGUAAUAUAGCGCCAUUCACGCACUGAAGCCCCAAAGCCCUUUAAAGUAUUUAAAGAUCUGUAUUUAUCAAUACAGUGCAGUGCAGACUCUUUUUUUUAAAAAAAUGUAAAUAGCAAAGGUUUCUUCUCCUGUGGUAUAUAGACAAAAGUGAGGCACAUGUUUAAUCUCACAAGCAACAGAAAUUGGUAGCAAUAAGAAACGUUAGACAUUUGUGGUGGUGCACCAUAAAUACAGCGAACAACUGCUGUAGCAAGAUGGUUACAGAUUGUAAUCAGAGAUACUGCACCAUGCCAAACAUCCGAAAAAAAAAAGGCUUUUACCUUCAACAGACAGUUUAGUCUUUAAAGAUGAUUAUCACAAUAUUUGAAAUUAAACCACCUUCAGCAAAACCAUGCUUCAGGAAGAGAGCCUUGCAUGGGUUAUUUGUCCUGGGGAGAUGAAUUCCAAGCAUUUUGAUAUGAGGAGGCAUGCCAAAUAAAGACUGGUCAAAACAUAUACAUAGAACUUUGCACGCUACAUGGAAACCAUAAUAGCUAUGCUGAGACUCGAAGCAUAAAUGCCUGCUUCCCACAGCUUUUGGUGUGUGCGCUCUCAACACACUCCUCGGCCCAAAAACACUGAGGUUCUCUACUAUUGAAUGGACUCAAAACAGGCAUGACAGGAAUACCAAAUGCUCACCGAGUGCAUUUUUGUUUGUUUAUAGAUUGUAUAUAGGCCUGAAAUUCCUCCCGUGAAAGAGGAGCAUGAUGCAGCAGUCAGUCGGUUUUUAGAUGUUGUUGUCACACUCGUCCAUAUUCUCAAAUCCAAAACUCUGCACUGUUUAGUUGUCAGUGGAUCAUGUACAAAAUUCUAUUUUGUAGAAAAAAAAAUAAAAGAUAAAUUAUUUUUAAAUAUAUUAUGAGCAUGUGUUUAGUGUAAAUAACGUCAAAGUCUAAAUUGAUUUUAUAUCCUGUAUUUUUUACUCUGUUUUUUCUUUUUGGGUGUUUGUUCCUUUUGGGGUGGAGGCUUCAAGAAGCAGUGUAUACUUUAAACAUAUUUCAUUUCAUAUCUCAACAUUUGCUGUUAUCUAAGCACUAAGAAAUCCUAACAAAUUUAGAAAUCGACUCACAUUGAACUGGCUUUUAUUCAUGCGCACGAUCACGAGACAUUUCUGCAAGUAUUCAAACAAAAUCACAGUCAUCAACGAUAUUUUUUAUAGCAUUUGAUCUGUUUGUAUAAUCUUCUAUUUUGUGAAAAGGCUCUUGGCUUUGUAAUGUUGGUUAUCACCAUAUGAUACGGUAUAAACUGCUAAUGUUGAUGAUUGUGUCACUUUUACAUGUACAAGUACUUUUUGUUAGGAUUUGUACUGUGCUUGUAAAACAAAGAUGAAAACACACAACUGUGUAUUGCCCUUUGUGAUGAUACUACACCAACAAAGCUUUGUCCAUGUUCACUUAUUCAUGUCUUAUGGGAACCCUAAAUUAUUUUCCUCUACCUCAUGUGUAUAGCUUGUAGGUAUAAACAGAUCACAAAUGACUGGUAAGAAUGUAUUUAAGUUAUUUAACAUCUUUGUAUAACAAAGGCGAAA